Vicia villosa (hairy vetch) is the source of this 753-nucleotide messenger RNA. RefSeq lists its product as uncharacterized. The transcript has 2 exons. The coding region runs from base 1 to 753 and encodes 250 amino acids. The record is from RefSeq and is a predicted model, not a curated record. NCBI's taxonomy places the organism in Eukaryota, Viridiplantae, Streptophyta, Magnoliopsida, Fabales, Fabaceae.
AUGGAGGAUGUGACGGAGAAAAUCAAUGACUUUGAUAAGGAGAUUGUGGCGAACAUAGGAGGUAACAAUGAAGCGGUGGUUAAAGAUAGAAGGGAGGCUACCAAAGAGCUAUGGAAUUGUUUGAAUGUCAAAGAAAGCAUGCUUAGGCUAAAGUCCUGUAAUAUUUGGUUGAAGGAAGGGGAUAAGAACUCUAGAUUUUUCCAUAAUUCUAUAAAGGUGAGGCAAAGAGGCAAUGCUAUCACUUCUUUGGAGGGCAGCAAUGGUAGAGUGGAAGGUGUUGAAAAUAUUAAAGAGGAGGUUAAAAGAUAUUUUCUUAAUUUCUUUAAGGAGGAAGACCAAUCGAGACCGGUUCCGGAAGGCCUUGUUUCUAAUAGUUUGAAAGAGGGUGAUGUGGUUUGGUUGAGAGAAAGUUCACGGAAGAAUAAAUUAGAGAUGUGGUGUGGUCUUGUGAUGGAAACAAAAGUCCCAAUCCGGAUGGGAAGUAUGUACAAGAUUUUGGCAAAGUUGUUGGCGGCUAGAUUGAGAAGUAUGGUUGGGAAGUUAGUUUCGACUAUUCAAACGGCUUUUAUACCGGGGAGAAACAUUUCAGAUGGCGUUCUAGUUGUGAAUGAGGUGUUGGAUCUAAACAAAAGGAAGAAAAAAAGUUUAGUGGUGUUGAAAGUAGACUUUAAGAAGGCUUAUGAUAGAGUGAGUUGGAAUUUUGUUAUAUAUGUUUUAAAGAGAAUGGGGUUUGGUGAUCGUUGGAUGAGAUGA